AUGAGUCAUACAAAUGGGUCAAAGCGUUGGGAUUGGAAGUGGCAAGACAACGUCCGCUACAAGAAGCCGACGCGCCUGCCCGCGCCAGAAUACAUCUUCGAGUUGAUGAAUUGGGUCGAGGGAGAACUCAACGACGACGAAUUAUUUCCUCUUUCUUCGGCGGAGCCCUGGCCGCGUGAUUUCAUGCGUAGAAUUCAGCGAAUCUUCACGAGAAUGCACAGAGUGUUUGUGCACGUCUACUACUCGCAUUUUAGACGCAUUCAGGAAAUUGCUGGCGAAGCUCAGGUGAAUUACUGCUAUAAACACUUCUGGUUUUUCGUCAACGCGCACGGGCUGAUCCCUCAAUCUGAACUUGAGCCUCUUGCCGACCUUGCUUCGCGCAUCUGCAGGUACGUGGAGAACAUCUGGCAAGGGCUGAAGUCGGCGAUCCAGGAGAUCCAAAAGAAGAACAACUCCGGUCUCUCGUUUGAGGAGCUGUAUCGAAAUGCGUACACGAUGGUGCUGCAUAAACACGGAGACAAACUGUACUCUGGAUUACGAUCCGUUGUCAGCGAACAUCUCACCGAAAAAGUGCAAAAGGAUGUGUUAAAAUCGCUCAACAACGACUUCCUGAACUGCCUGUCGACGCAAUGGAAAGACCACCAGACGGCGAUGGUGAUGAUACGCGAUAUUUUGAUGUACAUGGACCGCGUCUACGUUCAGCAGCAUAAAGUCGAAAACGUCUACAACCUCGGCCUCAGCAUAUUCAGAGAUCAAGUUGUCCGCUCGCCAAAGAUAAGGGUUCAUCUCAAAACGACGCUGCUAGACAUGGUUGCUCGGGAAAGAAGAGGCGAAAUCGUUGAUAGAGGAGCUUUGCGAGAAGCAUGUUCAAUGUUGAUGAUUUUGUCAAUGAACGAUUCGCACAAAUCGGAAAAUGACAAACGAAAAGUCUAUAUCGAAGAUUUCGAAGAGCCGUUCCUCGAGCAAUCGCGCGAAUUCUACAAACUCGAGUCUCAGAAAUUCCUCGCCGAAAACUCCGCGUCUGUAUAUAUCAAAAAAGUGGAGCAACGGAUCGCUGAAGAAGCUGAACGAGCGAAGCACUAUCUUGAUCCCUCGACUGAGAAGGAGAUUGUCAGGGUGAUCGAGGAAGAGCUCAUUCGAGAGCAUUUGAGGACGAUUGUCGAGAUGGAGAAUUCUGGCGUUGUUUAUAUGCUCAAAAACGAUAAAGUCGAAGAUCUCCGAGACAUGUACCUAAUCCUAUCGAGAAUCGGCAAAGACGGAAUCGAAGCAAUCAAACAGGUCGCCUCUGAUAACCUGAGAGCCGAAGGAAAAUCAGUCGUCGAAGAGAACGCCAAAAAAUCUGCCGUCGAUUACAUUCAAGCUUUACUAGAUCUCAAAGAAAAAUACAACCGCUUCUUGACGGAGUCGUUCCGCGACGACCGCGUCUUCAAGCAAAUGAUCACCUCGGAUUUCGAGCAUUUCAUCAAUUUGAACUCGAAGAGUCCAGAGUAUCUUUCACUUUUCAUCGAUGAGAAGCUCAAAAAGGGUAUCAAGGGUCUCAAAGACAGCGAAAUUGAUGAUAUUCUCAAUAAAGCGAUGGUUAUGUUCAGAUUUUUGUCCGAAAAAGAUGUAUUCGAGCGAUAUUACAAAAACCAUCUUGCAAAACGUCUUCUGAGUUCAAAAACAUUAUCCGAUGAAACAGAAAAGCAAAUGAUUCAAAAGCUUCGCCAAGAAUGCGGCUGUCAAUUUACGUCAAAGCUCGAUGGCAUGUUCAAAGACAUUUCCCUAUCCGUAACUAUUAACGAUGAGUUCAAAAAUCGAAACCGUUCAAAUCUCAGUAUCGACCUAAAUAUGAAAAUUCUGACGACAGGCUACUGGCCAACUCAAGCUCAAACGCAACAGUCAAUUCUACCUACAGUAGCGCUAAAUGCUUUCAACGAAUUUAAAGAUUUCUACCUUGCAAAACACACUGGCCGCCAGCUGACCUUACAGGCAAACAUGGGCACCGCCGAUUUGAAUGCAGUUUUCUAUGGCAAUCCAAAGAAGAAGCAGACUCAAAGCUUAGAUGAAGGAACAUCCGAAGCUCCUGCGCCAGAGAAACCAAGAGAAAGAAAACAUAUUCUAACAUGUUCUACUUAUCAAAUGGUCGUCCUGAUGGCAUUCAAUAAGAAAGAUCAGUGGACAUUCGAAGAACUCGUCGCUGAAACAGACAUUCCUGAAAAAGAAUGCAACCGAUGUUUGCUUUCUAUGGUGCACGGGAAAGUAACGCAGCGUAUUCUCAAGAAAGAUCCUCCAAAGGGCGAGAUUCAAAAGACAGACGUCAUUUCCGUCAACGACAACUUCGUUUCAAAACUUUACAAAGUCAAGAUUCUUUCCGCAGCAAAAUCUGGCGAGAAUGAAGUCGAAACGAAGGAGACCAGGACGAAGGUCGAUGAAGAUCGCCGCCACGAGAUCGAAGCCGCGAUCGUGCGAAUUAUGAAGUCGAGGAAGAACUUGAAUCAUAAUCAGCUCGUCGCGGAAGUCAUUGACCAACUUAAAGCUCGUUUCAGCCCGACGCCAGCAGUAAUCAAAAAGCGAAUCGAAGCACUGAUCGAACGCGAGUACCUGACGAGAGACAACGGCGAUCGCAAACUGUACAAAUAUGUUGCAUAG
Messenger RNA from Oikopleura dioica, 2631 nucleotides. Lineage: Eukaryota; Metazoa; Chordata; Appendicularia; Copelata; Oikopleuridae. The record is from the annotation of a GenBank genome assembly.